CGGACCGCGCUCUCCGCCCGCAGACUCCGCGCCUGAAUUGUGCGCGCUGGGGACUCGCUUGCCGCCCGCGCACCCGACUCGCCGGGGCGCAGCGGGAGCCCGUGCGGGGCAAGCGGCCGUCCAUGCGGCGGCGCUCGGGAAGCACGCGGAGCUGAGGAGGCUGACGCUCCGGACUAGCUCCAGGAGUUGAAGAUCACUUGAACCUGCAGAAAACGGGGGACCCCUCUGAGGAACCCUUGCCUUAGCCUGGACCUGCAGCAUCAUGGUUUCCCAUUUCACAAGCUGUCUCAGUGCGCUGGCCUCUCUCCUGCUGCUUGGUUCUCAGCUUGUUUGCCCACAGUCCUCUACUGAACACAGAAAGGUCCCACAACGGAUGGCUGUGGCAGAGGGAACCCCAGAGGACAGUGGUGGUGGCUCUCCAGGAGUUUGGGGCUCUUGGGGCCCCUGGUCUGCCUGUUCCCGCAGCUGCAGUGGCGGUGUGAUGGAGCAGACGCGUCCCUGCUUGCCCAGCAACUACCGCAGUCGUGGAGGUUCGCGACCUGGUGGCCCUACGCUGUCCUUCACUGGCCAUGUCGUGUCAGCCGUACGCACCUCAGUACCACUGCAUCGAAAUCGUGAGGAGCAACGUGCCCAGGCUGGCCCCGAUGCCAGCCGCCCAGGCCCCACAGUGGUGCGAGGCAGCCGCCACCCACAGGCCCGGGUCCGAGAAUCCUCAGAGAGAAGGAGCAGGACCCGAGGUCCCAUCGGCCCUGGCAAGUACGGUUAUGGGAAGGCUCCCUACAUCUUACCACUGCAGACAGAUACCACGCAUACUCCGCAGAGGCUUCGGAGACAAAGACCUUCAUCCCGACAUUCCAGAUCCCAGGAGGCUUCUACUUCUAGGCAGGGAUACAGGCCACCAGCCCACCAGUUCUCCCACAGUGGACCUCUCUACCAAAGUGAAAGCGGCCCUCGUUCUGGACUGCCGGCUUCUGAGGCCUCUAUCUAUCAGCUGCCUUUGACUCAUGAGCAAAGCUAUCCUGCAGCUCCGGGUCUCUACCACAGUCCGGAAAUGAGCAGCAACGGCGGUCCCAGGCCCCAGGGCUCAGCUCAGGCCUUUCCCCAGCAUCUGCGGUCUACAGCCAUCUCGUGCAUUGGGGCCUAUCGGCAGUACAAACUGUGCAACACCGACGCGUGUCCGGAAAGUGGUAGAAGUAUCCGGGAGGUCCAGUGUGCAUCCUACAACAACAAGCCAUUCAUGGGCCGGUUUUAUGAAUGGGAACCAUUUGCAGAAGUAAAGGGCAAUCGCAAGUGUGAGUUGAACUGCCAAGCAACCGGCUACCGCUUCUACGUGCGACAAGCUGAGAAGGUCAUUGAUGGCACCCCCUGUGAUCAGAAUGGCACAGCCAUCUGUGUCUCGGGACAGUGCAAGGGCUGA
Molecule: messenger RNA, 1417 nt
Organism: Microtus oregoni (creeping vole)
Lineage: Eukaryota; Metazoa; Chordata; Mammalia; Rodentia; Cricetidae
Product: thrombospondin type-1 domain-containing protein 4-like
Exons: 8
Coding region: 263-1417 (384 amino acids)
Biological process (GO): extracellular matrix organization
Cellular component (GO): extracellular matrix
Molecular function (GO): metalloendopeptidase activity
Source: RefSeq, a predicted model, not a curated record